AUGGGCCUGGGCCCGAAGGCCACCGAGAGCGACAUCAUGCGCUUUGUGUUUGGCCUGAACAUCCCGUUGGACAGCCGUGGGUUUGUACCGUUCCACCGAACCGUUUAUGAGCUGGUGCUGCGGGCCAACCAGGAGGAGAUUCCCGAGGGCGAGCUCAAGCGGCGAAUGGACCGCAUGGUGCGGCGCUUCCUCACGCGCCACGCUCCCAAGCAGGAGCAGGAGCUCAUGAACUUUCAGAUGGCAGUGACCGUGUUGAGGAUUCAGCGCAAAUGGCGACAGAUUGCAGCACGGCGUAAGGCGGAGCGUGAGGCCGCACGACCCAUGGUGCCUCGCCUGGACCUCAGCCGAGUACAGACCUGGGGCACAGGCCGGUAG
This is a messenger RNA of Chlorella variabilis, 375 nucleotides long. Its product is annotated as expressed protein. NCBI's taxonomy places the organism in Eukaryota, Viridiplantae, Chlorophyta, Trebouxiophyceae, Chlorellales, Chlorellaceae. The coding region runs from base 1 to 375 and encodes 124 amino acids. The transcript has 2 exons. The record is from RefSeq and is a predicted model, not a curated record.